Gigantopelta aegis is the source of this 1574-nucleotide messenger RNA. RefSeq lists its product as uncharacterized. Lineage: Eukaryota; Metazoa; Mollusca; Gastropoda; Neomphalida; Peltospiridae. Bases 129 to 1031 code for a protein of 300 amino acids. The transcript is spliced from 5 exons. The record is from RefSeq and is a predicted model, not a curated record.
ACUAUGACGUCAUGUUAAGUACAACGUAUGGAGCUAGACAGAUCAUGCUCGUGGAACGUUUCAUGUCUUAAUGUUGCACAGAAAACUAUCGGGUGCGGUUGGUCUAGCUACGACAUGGUCGUCUUAAGAUGACAGCCCAGACGCACGAAUUGAAUGAAAGUGUAUUGCUCAAUGUAAAACACGCCAGUGUUAGCCACUGUUGGUCAAGGAUUAAAAACGAUGUUUUGCGAGAUAUUGGAGCGUCAGACUUCAUCGCAGUUCCAUACAUUCAAGACAACACACUUUACAAUGUUGGUGCCGUGGUUUUAAAGAAACACAAGGUGUUCAAAGAUUUAUUUAGCCGUAGCUACCCGGAUGCUCUUCCCGUGACAACGCUGGAGAAUCUCAUCAAGCCCGACAACCCGACUCCACCAGACGUGCUGCUCGGUCUGACAUCAUCAACGGCAGUGACGCGAGAUCCCGAACUAACGCCAGACCAUUCGUUCAAACUCGUACAUCGUGGAGACUCCCUCGACGAGCGAAGGAAGAUUUCGCUGAAGCUAAAGGACGUGCACGUCUUGAGGUUACAGAAUGCCAACGAUACGACUGGGGUAGUUAUCAGCCUCGAUGCUUAUGUGAGCGACUUCCAGAUAACCAAGUUGUAUCUGGUGUAUGAAGUGAUAUACGCCUCCGAAUUCGUAAUGACCGUCAUAUCCGGGGAGGCGAGACAUCAGUACAAACUGGACACGCCCACGCCGGUCGGCUUCAAACUGAACCAGUACACCGUGUCUGCGCAUGCCACUCUGGCGGAACCACGUGACGUGACCGGUACCUUCAGAGUCCGAUGGCGGUCCAAGGCUGGAUUCGCCACUUCGAUAUCGUCGAUGAUGGACGACUAUAAGGAUAAUAGUUUCAUGGCGUGCUUAAUUUCACAAAGAAAGAAGCCUCUGUCCACCCUGAUGGAGGAAGAAACACACGUGUCCACCAAUUCGGAAGGCUCGGCGAAUUACAUUAAGCAUGAGUCACACACUAGCAGGAAAGGUUCUAGAUGAGAGCUGCUGCCGGUGGAAAUGGUUCCUGGGAAAAACAAAACAAAACAAAACAAAACAAAACAAUGCGUGUUUUCAUGAUCUAGCUUGUCGCAGAUACCACACUUGUAGUAUGAACCAUUGAUUAAACAAUCUGCUGGGGUGUCGUAAAAUACAUCCAUAUACUCACUAAUCAAGUUGACGUACCAGAAAUGUACAUGUAAUUUUGCACCUCAAAGAAAAUCUCUUUAUGGAUAAAUUUAUUGAUGUUACAAACUGAUAUAAAUAUGUUCCAUAUUGACCCUAGAUAACACAUUGUAAAACUAUGGUGAAACGCAUGCGUAAACAUGUGUUUAAAUAAGGAAAACUAUGGUAAAAAAGCUUUCUUUUAUUAUGUACAUGUGUCGUACAAUACAUAAACCAUUCGUAAUUGUUUUGUAUAAAUAAUAAAAAAGAAGCAACAACAAUACAUUACAAGACAGUGUAUUGUAUAAUUUUCAAACCACUGAUGAUUUUUGGUUUGUGUGUAAAUAAUUAAAAGAGAUAAUAAAGUGUUACAGUACAGUU